ACGUACACACACACAGUAUGAUGCCAUAAUUUUCUCUUACGACGGACGCACCACAAAAAAUAUAUAUUUAUUAUUAAGCAAAUAGAUUUUCGUACGGAAGCAAACUGCUGAUCCAAUAAUAGACACCAGUAAAAAUCAGCCUGUGUGUGUUUGUACCAGCAGUUUGUUCGCAGUCGUGCUCCACAAACUUUUCCUUGCCGCCGCAGUCCAAUUUAGUAAGAGUUUCGAUCAUUUUACACCAAAAAAAUAUAAAUCUAAAUAAUAAAAUAUAUAUAGCUAUAUAUAUUGCGAAAUUGAAAUUGGUUCCCUCCCAAACAGUUUGAAAAUUAUUGAAUUCUAUAUAAAAAAAAAAAAAAAAAUAUUAAAAAAUAACACAAGACCGUGAUAGAGUUUGCUUUACCAAACGCUUAAUAGAAAAUAUAGAAAAUAUUUUAAAAACAUAUACAAUAAUUGAAAUUUAAUUUUUUAAUAAUUAAUAAUAAUAAUAAAACGAAACGAAAUUCUUUAAAAUUUAACGCUACGAAUAACAAAUAUUUAAGUGUAGUUUUCAACCAAUAUUUGAGUUUUCGUUUGUGCAUUUGCAAAAUAAGUAACUUAUUUAUAUAUAUUCGUAUAUAAUGGAAUCAACAUCCGAAGUUGUGUCUAACAGUGUUGCUGACAAAUCUGUAUGUGCAGAAAAUACUAAGACUGACCAACAGUCGGUGGCAGCUGAUGUUACAAUUACCAUUAAGGAACAUGCUGAAGAAGAUAAGAAGAGCGAAGUAGUUGAGAUGACUGUAGCGGAGAAGAAGGCAGUUGAAGAAUCGAGUUCCACAGAUGAAGAAGAAGUCGAGGAAAUUGUUGAAGAGGUUGUGGUAGAAGAUUGCGAUGAAGCUGAAGAUGGGGUCAAUCAAACAAUUAAAGAGGAGGUAAUUGAUUCUACGGAUGGCGGUCAGACCAAAACUACUACCGUGGUAACUGUGGAAAAAGUAACACCAGCCGGCACUAAAACCGUUGUAACCACGACUAGUGUAACAAAGGAAACCCCAACGGCAACUACCACAAUUAUUACAACACCACCGACUCCAACAACCGAAGAUGUCAAAAUGCAACAAACUGAAGCAGCUGUCCCUAUGAAAGUAGUUUCAGAAGUAAAGAAAGAAGAAAGUAUCGAACUCGAAGAAGAAGUAUCGGAAGAAGAAGAAGAGGAAGUGGAAGAAGAAGAAAUCAAAAAAGAAGACAAUGAGAAGAUUGUCGAAGCAACUGAUCUUAACAAAUCCGAAGAGUUAUCCCAGCAGCAGUUACAUGAAGAUCAGAUUGUACAAGAAGCCGAAUCACAACCGAAAGAAACAACACCCGUUAAGGAACAGUCAGUCGUAGAUGCUCCUUCUGAUGUACCUCAAUUAAAUGAGCAGGAGAAUAAUAAACAGAACAAUUUAAAUAACACACUUAAGGACAUUAUAUCAAGUAUUGACAGUAAUAUCAAAGCGGAAGAAAAUAUUGCUGCUCUAAAAGAUAGGGAAUUGGAAUUGCUUAAAAAGCAGCAAGAAUUGGCAAAAGAAAUUGAACAACAGAAGUUGUUAGCACAAAAAUUGGCUAAUGAAAAUCAAACACAACAACAAAUUAAUAACAGUUUUAAGCAUCAGCAAAGCAACGUUACCUCGAAAACCUACCAACCCAUCUCAAAUGUGUCAAAAUACUCGACAUUCGAAGAAAAGCAAGAUGAAAAUGUUUACUCCCGAAAAUCGGAAACCUAUGAAACGACGGAAUCGACCAAUGUAUCGAAAAAAAUUGAUUUGGAUAAAAUCUUUACGCCAGCCACAGAUUCUGAGGAAAUUUUGCCGAAAAAUCGAAAACUUUAUGCAUCCUCAGCGUUUUAUUCGCCAACAUUACAUCCAACCGUAGAAGAUCAAGUUGAGCUUGCACGAAGAAUAUCGCAUUCCUUGAGUGACAUUAGCAACCAGCAAUCGAGGGGACAAUGCAUGUAUGUGAACCGUAAGAAACGUUCGGUAAAAUGGGUACAUGAGGGCUGUGGCCAAGAUGAGGAUGAAAAUAUUCAAAUUACAAAUCAAAAUGCUUAUCAUCAAGAAGAAAAGGAGAAUAAUGUAAGUCAUCAUGAAAAAGUGCCAUUGAAGUUUUUAAUGAAUCCAUGUGGUCAAAUGCGUGACAUAAAUUCAUUACGUGAGUCGAUAAACACUGAGACUGGUCUGCUAUCGCCAGAUGUAAGUGCUGAAGUAAUGACUGCGUUGCAAGCACAAACGGGAAAAGGCGCUGAGCUUUUUGCAAAGCGGCGUAAAGUUUCUGAGAAGUGGGUAGUUGACGAAAGUAAUGUCGGUGCUCAAAGUCCUUCUGGUCUUCCAGAUUAUCACCAGUAUCAACAACAGCCAAGACCAUCAACAUCUCCUAGCAUUUUGCCAGCAUACACCGAUGCCGCGAAGCAUCGUGUUCAACUGAACCUACAUCAAGAACAAUUGCUGGAAAAAUAUGCCAAGCCUGGCCUUAAAGUGGUCCAGACACCAUGGGAAGCGGCUCUAAAUUCUGGUUCAGCGAGUGCAGCAUUUGUUGAAGAACAAAAGCUGUCACCCUACCCUACCUCAACACUGACGCCCUCACCAACCCCACAACUCUAUGAUGCCAGUCAGGGUGGUGUACCAGUCCAAAGCACACCUACUGAAUCCGGCAGCUAUAGCAAACCAUAUUCUACUACUGACUAUCCAAAAUAUCAAACAUAUACAGCUUCAGUACCACAGGCUCAACAUGAACAACAACAAUAUUCGGGAACUAAUUCGCAAAGAGAAUUGGCAUACAAACCCAGCAUACCCCAAGGAUGGAAAGCUCCCAGCAUGUCUUUGCCUAAAGUAGAACAUCAAAGCGAUAUUGAUAUUAAACGCGUUCAGCAGCAGCAACAUAUCACUAGUGUAAUUGCAGCCGCCAAAUCAUGUGAAGAAUUCAAUACCGGAGAUGAAAUUGAGCUAAUCGAUUUAAUUCGCGAGAAUGUACAAGAAGAAUAUAACAAUUGUACUACUACUACUACCACCCAGGUUUCCAAUCAUAUGCUCUCCACAAAAGAACAUCAGUUUGUAAAUCACUUAAUAAAAUCUCCUGAACUUCGAGUAUCGCCUUUACCAAUAAGCACUCAAGUUAAAUACGAUAAUGCCGUUCAAGAACUUCAAAUGAAACAGCUUCAGAUACAGCAACAAGAAUCUAAUAAGCCUGCGGCAACCUGUGAUAACCACCACGAAGUUGUUAACGAAAAGGAAGAGAAAGUCAGUGUUCGAAAACAGCUGGAACAGUACGAAGAUUUACACAGGCAGUUUUCAAAACAAAUACAACAAGAAGAACUGCUAAAAAAGAAACGCGAAGCAGCUAAAUUGAAAGCAUUGCAACAUAAUAGCAAGAAGUCGGCUAACAAUAUAACUAACAUCUCCCCCAAAUCUACUGAACAACAAAUAUCUCAACAACAGCAGCAGGAUGAUGAAGACGACUAUAUUAAGGUUCCCGUAAAAGAACUAAUAACAAAUUUCGAACAGCAUUGUCUGCAAGAAGAGGAACUAAACACACCUUCAACUCCUGCUACAUAUAAUCUAAAGGACAAUAUUUAUUUGGAGUCGGAACAGCAAAUAAAAACUAACGAAAUCACUGAAAGACAUAAUGAAGAUUUGUACAUGCCCAAGGAAAUACCAUUGCAGAGUUAUGCACCACCACCAGUUGCAGCUAUUCCUUCAUCAGUGUCGCCAUUCUCAUCGAAUGUGGGCUACGAAUCAACACAGAAUACUACCUACAAACCACUUAUGACUACCCCUAUGGCACCAUAUUCAUUACCUGAAUCCGCACCAGCUACUAAUAAGCCUUAUGGAGGUGGAAGCACUUUCCCAAUUAGCAAACCAAAUCAACAUGGAUUUGCCUCAACGUAUGGCAGUAAUCAGCCACCUAAGCAGCAAUACUUACCACCACAAAGCUAUCAAACGAGAACUGAAAACACCAGCCAAAAUAUUCCCCAGGUUAACUUUAAUCCCUCACCAUUGCCAUACGAUAAAUUGGCCAAAUUUGAAAAUCAACCAGCUGACGAGGGUCGCUAUAUCAAUAGUCCCCCCUCAAUUAAUUCUCAUUUGAAUGUCCGGGGGGCCAAUAAAUUACGCAAUGUCUCUCCAGCACCUUUCGGUGGAUCCUAUAAUAGUCCUUGUACGCCAUCCUCUGAUACACACUACUAUGGCGGCACCCCCAGUCCUGUUUCACCAAGUCCACUAUCUUCUAUGCAACAAUACAGUGGGCAUAACACACCAAAUCUAACACACCCAAGUGUCACCAGUACUCAAAUAUUGAAUGCUCCCUCUUACAAUACAUCCGCCCGUGGUUGGGGCUGCAGUGGUGGCACUUCCACAGGCUACCAACACCAUCCUCGCAGCCACCUGCCGGCGUCUAAGCCCCAAGUCGUAAACGCUGCUAGCAUGCCCUACACCGACUUUUAAUUUAACACUUAAACUAGAGGAAAAAAACAUGUGUAACAAUAUAAUCCAGGCGAAUUUAUGUAUUCUAUAAAUUCGCCUUGAAUAUAAUUAUUUUUAAUCUCUCUCAACACAAUAACUCCCUCUCUUUUUCGAUCUAUCUCAAGCUCAACGAAAUAUAAUUAUAAUAAAUGAAAAUAAUAAUAAUAAAGAAAAUUGUGUUUUGUAAAUAUGUUUCAUUAAUUAUAUUAUAUAAUUAUUGUAUACAUAUAAUACAUACAAUAUUUAUGUACUUGCAGGGAGAGUAAUUGUUUAUUGUUUCAGAUAAGUGUUAUUAUUAUUAUUAUUAUUAUGAAUUGUUAUUUAUUAAUUGAUGAUUGUUUAGCUUACUUACAUACAUUGUUUAAAAGUUCUAAAGUUUCAAUUGUUGUGGUUAAGUAUUUGAAUAAUUACAACAUAAAUAAGUAAAUAUAUAUAUAGAUAUAUGUCAAAAUAAAAAGCUUCAGCAUAUUUCGGAUAAAAUCACUACUCACGAAUACUCAUAACUCCCUAACGGUAUUAAUCGCCCUAAUGUGUCUUUAAAUCGGUAAUUUGAAAAAAUAUAUCAUGUAAUUAAUAUAUAUAUGUAUGAAUUAAAUUUAAGAAACCUAGGACAAGUAGUGCACUUAUUUUUUAUUAAGAAAAUAAUAAUUGAAGUACAUUGUAUGUACAUUGUACAUUCAUAUGUAUAUAUAAAACAGAUUCAGCUUGUCCAACUUGUGCGUGCGUGCAUACUAACCAGGGGUGGUCAAUUAUGACUCCCAUUGAAUAUAUAAAUUCGAUUUUUAUUUUAUAGCUUCAGAAAUAUUAUUUUGCUAAAUAAAUAAAUAAAAACACAUAAAUAAUAUCAUGA
Molecule: messenger RNA, 5316 nt
Organism: Calliphora vicina (urban bluebottle blowfly)
Lineage: Eukaryota; Metazoa; Arthropoda; Insecta; Diptera; Calliphoridae
Product: interaptin
Exons: 12
Coding region: 618-4448 (1276 amino acids)
Biological process (GO): positive regulation of actin filament bundle assembly
Cellular component (GO): nucleus; actin cytoskeleton; Z disc
Molecular function (GO): actin binding
Source: RefSeq, a predicted model, not a curated record